Messenger RNA from Fusarium redolens, 1260 nucleotides. RefSeq lists its product as uncharacterized. The coding region runs from base 1 to 1260 and encodes 419 amino acids. The record is from RefSeq and is a predicted model, not a curated record. The transcript is spliced from 3 exons. NCBI's taxonomy places the organism in Eukaryota, Fungi, Ascomycota, Sordariomycetes, Hypocreales, Nectriaceae.
AUGGAAUCAGACAGCCCAAACAAGGAAGCCAUCUCAGCGGUCGAUGGUUUGCUCGCAUGCCUAAUGUACUUCGACAAGACAAGUUCUGAGAUGGCGAACCCAUUUGUCCGUAAUUUCUGCCAACAAAUCAACCACUACUGGGAGCGCCUUAGACAAUUUGCGCCCACCCAGACUACACCGAGCCUCACUACUCUCUUCAAUUCUUUUAAUUCAUCUACACAAUUCUACGAGGUAGCUAUCUUCACUUUUCGCAAUGUCCUAGUUGGCGCCAAACCAGAUUCCUUGAAUGCCAUUUUCUCGCUCUGCAGUUUGUCCUACAUAGCUUCAUGCUGCCUACGAAAUCACGAUAUUCUCUGGGACAUUGACGUCUGGCGAAAUGCGAUUCGUGAUCCCCAAGAUCGCCAAAUCUUCAGUGAUUUGGCUGGCGUUGUUUGGCCGCAAGUAUCCCCAAUCUCAACUGAUGAUACCCUCAAGGCCCAGAUGCCGACAGUCAUCAGGCUAAGCGCUUCUGGUCACCAAAACCCACCCACACAAAGCUCAGCACUUGGAUUCGACUUUGUGCAAGACGAAUCGCUGUUUGAUGAUUUGUCUAAUACGUUUUGGGAGCUUGAUGCGAUGCCUGAUUCGCCGGUUACAAUUGGCAUCGAGAACUCGCUGCGAACUUCAAGCAGUCUUCAAGACUUACAAGAAUCAGUGAUCAUGUCUAACCUUAUCUGCUUCCUGACAGAAUGUGGGGAGCUGCUCCAUGUUUUCUCCGGGCGUGGGGUAACAACCAAGGACUUGUACUCCUGUAUCGCCUUCACCCAAGGAGGAUCGGAGGCUAAAAGGCUAGUAAACUCUUGUGUACAACGUUUAAGGAGCGAUAUUGCAUCCCAGAACCCGUCUACUGUGGGGACCGUAUCUAUCGUGGAGAGAUUCGUUGCGCUGGGGUACCUUCAGACCCCAGAAGAGCUGCGAAAAUACAUGCUCUGUGUCGGACGAAGGGUUAUACUCGAAGACGGAGCUUUUGCAGAGUUUUGUCAAUUGGUCUGUGAAUCAACAGCCACUGUUAUGAGAUCUCCAACACCGCCAGGUGGAGGCCGACGCAGGGGACCAGGACUCAGAUUGAUCCCGGGUCGAGAAAUCUCGUGUGACGUAUGCGGUCAAUUAUUUUCGAGGAAGUACAACAAGAACCGACAUAUUGAGACCAAACAUCCCUGGUUCCAACCCAGUCCACACACCGAUGUGUUGUUACAGGGUAGCGUGCGAAUGACAGCUUAG